UAAUUAUUUCUUUAUAGCGACAUCAAAUGGUUAUAUUGGAGCUAACUCCAAAAGCCACCGUCGCAGUGUUGAUAAAGAUAAAAAUAGAGGAAGCGCUAUUGGUGAUAAUGAAUCAAAGCACAACAAAUCCAGUAACUAUCAGCAAUAUAAUUCUGAUAAUUCUAAUAAUAGCAAUAGCAAUAACAACAAUAACAAUAACAAUAAGGACAAAACAGACAGUGAAAGCAACAACUAUCAAGUUAACCAAACGCAUCAACAUAAUUCUAAAGAAAAAAGUGAUGAACAUCGUUUAGGUUCGCAUAGCAGUUCCUUAAAGAAAGCUAAUUCACAAAAUGCGUUCGGCAAUACAACGCCAGUUGUGGCCAACGGUAAUAUAUCACAAUAUGAUAUGGAUGAUGUUAUAGUAGUGGAACCAGUUGAAAAAACUAAAGGACGCCGAAAUCGCUCUAAAAAAGACAAUGCUUCCAAGGACAAUCAUCAUCAACAUCAUAAUAAUAAUAAUAAUAAUAGUUAUAAUAGUAAUUCAACUUCAAAUCAUUUACAUACACAACAACAGCAAAACAAGGAUGUUAACUCUCAUAAUAAUAAUAAUAAUAACAACAAUAGCAGUAAUAAUAAUAACAACAAUAGCAACACUAAUAACAAUAAUAACAAUUCAGAUGCAUCAUCGGUCUCAUCAUCUAGUUCCACUUCAUCAUCAUCAUCAGCAUCAUUAACUAUUUCGAAUAUAGCCUCUAAGGUGGUGUCGAAAAUUUGCGAAUCAUGUCUCAAACUCGAGGCAGACAUCAAAAAAUGUCGUUCAGAAAUUAGCCAUCAAAAGCAAAUCGAGAACGAAUUGCGUCAGAAACUUGAAUCAAAUCUCACAACAAAAUCCUGUUUGCAGGCCAAACAAAAGGAUUGCGAUGAACUGGAAAAACGUAUCAAUGAAUUGACUAGUGCUCGUCAUGCUGAUACGUUACAAUUACAAACUGCUGAACGUCGUUUGAAUGAUGAACGACGACAGAAGCAAUCUCUCGAAGCUCAAUUGAACAAUGAGAAAAAGGCACGAAAGUUGGCUGAGGAAAAAGCUGCUAGGCCAGAAUGCAGUGCCCAAUGUAAGCAGCGUAAACAGCAAAUGGAUGAAGAAAUUAAACAGCUGCGGCGUGAUGUGAAAGCGGCGGAGGAGUCAAAACAAAUGGCUGAACAACAAGGACGACAAUGGGAGCAAGAGCUUCGUAUGUUUGAAGCUGAAAUUCGUAAUCGUGAUUCAAAUCAACCAGGCACUGAGGUGUUAAUGAACGCCUUGCAAGCAAUGCAAGAUAAAAAUUGUACACUAGAGAAAAAUCUUUCUGCAGAAACGAGAGUUAAGCUGGACUUAUUCUCAGCUCUAGGAGAUGCUAAACGACAACUUGAAUUAUCAGAAAAUCUUUAUCGCAGUAAGGAAGAUGAAGUUUUUGAUCUAAAAGCAAAAAUAGCUCAAUUGCUUGCCGUUAUGCCAACGGAUUCUCUAUGUUUGCCUGUUUGCAGUUCAACUGGUGCCAGCCAAAUGCUACGCAUGAACGACACACCACCAUUGCAAACGGGACCUGGACCGUCAUCGCCUAUGUUGAAUAGCUUAAGUGUUCAACAGGUUAACGGACCAGUAGGCCAUCAACUUAAUGCACGUCUUGCACCCAGUUCAGUCGGUGAAUAUGUGCAACAAGCGCCGCCCAGUUAUGUUACCAAUCAACAUCCGCAACAAUGUGCUGGUAUUGUGCCCGUAUCUGUUGCAACAGCUGUACUGGUGCCGGGUCCACCACCUGGCAAUGGCAGCUCAAACUUAGAUCCUAAUGCUACUGUUUAUACACCGAAAUGUGGACCUAAUUGCACACCUGGCGUUGUGGUCGUUUGUGGACCAAAUGAUGCCUGACUAAAUGCCUCAGCUUCGGCUGUCAAUCAUCUACUACGACGACACAUAUGAGAUUAUUAUUUUUAAUAUACAACAGUUGACAACCAUCAACAGUAACAAGAAAUUUUUUGUGCAGAUUUGGAGUCGGCAUAUUUAACAACAACAAUUUUUAAGUAAUUGUUUUAGGAUAUGCUGCAAAUGCACCAGUUGCAAUAAACUUAUUUAAAAAAAAUAUCAGCAGUUAUUAUAACUACAACAAUUAUACAAGAAACAAUAUUUAAAAGUAAUUUACAUGAAAUGAUAAUUAUAUUAAUAAAUAAUUGAAAUG
Molecule: messenger RNA, 2195 nt
Organism: Teleopsis dalmanni
Lineage: Eukaryota; Metazoa; Arthropoda; Insecta; Diptera; Diopsidae
Product: macoilin-2-like
Exons: 5
Coding region: 389-1888 (499 amino acids)
Biological process (GO): chemotaxis; neuronal signal transduction
Cellular component (GO): rough endoplasmic reticulum membrane; nuclear membrane
Molecular function (GO): microtubule binding
Source: RefSeq, a predicted model, not a curated record